AUGAACACGUCGACAGUCAAAAACAAGGCAUGGAUAAACACGCCAAUAGACACAAACAGGGCAUGGAUGAACACGCCGAUGGGCACAAACAUGGCAUGGAUACACAGGCCGAUAGACACAAACAGGGCAUUGAUGAACACGCCGAUAGACACAAAUAGGGCAUGGAUGAACACGCCCGAUAGACACAAACAGGACAUGGAUGAACACGCUGGUAGACACAAACAGGGCAUGGAUGAUCACACCGGAAAACACAAACAGGGCAUAGAUGAACACGCUGGUAGACACAAACAGGACAUGGAUAAACACGUCGAUAGAUACAAACAGGGCAUAGAUGAACACGCCAAUAGACUCAAACUGGGCAUGGAUCAACACGCCGACAGACACAAACAGGUCAUGGAUGAACACGUCGAUAGAUACAAACAGGGCAUGGAUGAACACGCCAAUAGACACAAACAGGGAAUGGAUGAACACGCUGGUAGACUCAAACAGGGCAUGGAUGAACAUUCGGAUAGACACAAACUGGGCAUAGAUGAACACGCCAGUAGACACAAACAGGGCUUAGAUGAGCAGGCAGUAAAAUGCAUUAAGGACAUCCAAGAACAGUUUGGAAAUACAGCUUUCACUGAAACAACCUACAAACAGUUCUGUAAAGAACAAUCAGCAGAGAAUAAGCUGCCAAUUGACGACACAUACCACUACAUUCAGCUCUAA
Molecule: messenger RNA, 711 nt
Organism: Dreissena polymorpha
Lineage: Eukaryota; Metazoa; Mollusca; Bivalvia; Myida; Dreissenidae
Product: snake venom metalloprotease inhibitor 02A10-like
Exons: 2
Coding region: 1-711 (236 amino acids)
Source: RefSeq, a predicted model, not a curated record